GGAAUAGUCCAUUUGAAAAGGACUCAAUCGCGAUGACUCAAAACAGACUCCGCACUCGCAUCUCGUGAGCUGUUUGUUGCAGCAUGGCGGCGCUCGACGAGGCGCUCACGACAGCGCACGCCCAGCUGCUGCAGACUCGCGAAGAGCUGGCGCAGUCAUCAACGUCUAGUUUCCAGGACGCAUUCCUGGAGGCGCUGCGGGAGCCGUACGAGGCAGCGGCACUCUCUCACAGCAAUAACAGUAGACCCAGAAAAUCGAUCAAAUGGCGGCGCUCAGAUCUACUCAAUUUCCUGAGCCUCUACUUCCCGCAAUACGUGCAGCAACCUGCUGCCUUCUCAGCCUUAUGUGCAUCACUCUCCAGGAAAGCCUCAAAAGCCGCUGAGAAAGACCGCAAUGGACCCGCAGAGAACGACGAGGAGUUCGUGACCGUCACUUUCGACAACUUGAAGCGCGUCUUGGUGAGGCAAUACGGCAGUACGAGACUCGUGGCUAAAGACCCGUUCCCACUUGAGCCUCGCGUUGAACCCAAGCCGGAACGUCGUCGCAGUAUCGCUCCGUUCAUGCCAGGGUCAACUAGUGCAAGUGAAAAUACAUCCGAUGACACCACAUCGAUGCCCGUUCUGCGGGAGUUCCAGGCUGAAGUGAUGAAGAAGUCCAAGAGCUGGUUGGGACGCUGGCGAGCACGUCAUUUGCUGCUGCGUUGGGGGGUUCUCGAAAUGCACAAACGCAUCUCCAGAACUCCCCAACGCAGCUUAACUGCCAGAUCAUUCCGCCAUCACUCGUCUGGUGCCAGUUCCAGCGCUGCAACAAGCAAUACGAGCAGCCGUGGAGGUGACAGCUCCAGUUCUGCCUCCUCUUCGGCGCUUACAACUGCUGGAGCAGGAGCAGCCAAUGUCAAGACGUACGAUCUUCAGGACCUCGUGUCACUUAAACUGGAGCAUGUGAGUGAUGGAGAGUCUGCCUCAGCUCGUAAAGCAGCACUGACACUGAAGUUCCAGACAACACUCGCACCGUCAUCCGCCAGCCAUAGCAACUCUGGGACAACGACUAACCAAGAAUUCAAGACGCUAAUACUAGGAGGCGGUGAGGCGUCCGACACGCUCGUUUUGAUUCGAGAUCAUAUCGCCACUUAUGCGCUGUAUCUGGAGCUUUCACGAAGGGAUCGUCUGCCAUCUAUGACCAAAGUACGUCGACAUGUUGCAGCCGGGGCCAUGGUGAACGUUCGCGUCCGCAUUCCUCGCAUCUCGCAACUCAAGGACUCGAAGGAUGGAACGCGACGACGAAGCCAAGUAAAGCAACCGCCGCGAGGGAUGGUGACUGCCUUGCAGCUCGCGUUUCUGCAAGAUCCACGCGUGCCCAGCUUUGAGAGCACCAUUGCUUUGCUGCUACACGCUGGCGCAGACCCACGGAGUCUCCUGUACUGGGACUAUGCGACGCAAGUGGUUUUUACACCCCCGUCCAGUGAUAAAAAGGAGAAGAGCGAGGAACACCAUCAACGGCGACGAUUACGGAAACGACUUCUUCUUCUCGACAAGGUGGAGAGUGAUGGUGAUGAACGUGCCACUUUCCAGUGCUGUGAAGUACAGGCAGAUGACGCAGCUCGGUGGAAUCUGCUCAUGUAUUUUUGUUGGCUUGGGGACGUCGAAAGCGUCAAGCAGCUGCUUAUUGUGACCGGGGCGGGGAGCUCUUCGGGAAGCCAAGGCAGGACAUCUAGUCGACAGCUGGUGACUUGUCUGGAUCAUGUUAACGCGGUAGGUGACACGGCGCUUCACGUUGCUAUAAAAUCGGGUAAAGAGUCGGUAGCGCUUCUGCUCGUGGAGGCAGCGCUUUCAAUGAAUGCACAGGCGGUGCACCAAUGUGACGCCCGCGGCGAACCAGUUGUACAUUUGGCACUCGUUGCGCGUCAAUGGCAUGUUGUAGACGCGUUGGUGGCAGGUGGGGCAGUUGAUCCGCGAUCUUAUGAUGCUGUGGGGAAUACUGCGCUCCAUCUUGCCAUUCAACUUCGUGCACCUGUAGCGCUUAUCGCGCGGCUUAUCCAAGUGUAUCGCCAUUCUUCGCCGACUGGAGGUCUCGAUGGACGAGCUGGUCAUCGGGGAAGCAAUGAUACUCCUCUGUCGUUGGCACUCAAGAGUGGGCAGCAAGAAGUUGUGGCGUUGCUGCUUGCUUCUGGUGCUUCUCCGUCAGGUUCAGAUUGUCAAUGGAGUCAAGCAUUUGUUGCAAAGCUGGACACUCGAAAUGAAGAGGAUGCUAACGAGAAAGUGGUGGUUGGUGACGAUGAUAGCGCCCUACACGUGGCUAUUAAAGCAGGAAUGGAGUUGGCAGCAGCGGCUUUAAUUGCUCAUAAAGCCGAUAUUUAUCUUGUAGAUUCUCGCGGCGCAUCGUCACUGGUACUUGCUAUCCGCUAUGGGCUAUACGCAUUAGCUGCUGCUCUGGUAGAUCAGCACCAGAAGAAGCCAAAUCAAUCCGCUAGCAAGCACUGGUGGAUGGAUAAAGAAACAGGCAGACCCGUGACCAUGCUAGCUUUUCAAGCUGGGCAACUCGAACUCGCAGCACUCUUGCUUGAUUGCAUUGUUCACGACAAUAGCAGCCAGCGUCAAAUGUAUCCUGCCCGGGUUCUUCCUCUGUUGAUCCGGAUAAGUUCGUGGCUAGGAGCUCGUGUUGGUGCUAAUAGCAGUGUGGUAUCAAACACGUCGAGCUUUUCAAGACGUAAAUCGGGGAGCAGUGUGGACGAUGGAGACAGAAAAUCAGCAGGCCGAAAGAAAUCUCGAUCAUCCAACUGGACUCGGAAGCAGCUGAGAAGUGAAUCAUCUCGUCACAGUGGGGACAGUUCAAUAGCAAGUGCGUUUACUGAAGAGGACAGAGAUGUCUGCAAUUUUCUUCUUGGAGGAAUCCGGUCGCUUAUGGUGAGAUUCCUUCAUCUCAGUGGGAAUUCAUCGGUGGCCGAAGUUAUUGGAGGCGACACGGUGCCCACUUCUGUGUCCCUAUCUACACUACCAUUGGAGAUUCAUCUACCGACAACUUCAACUCCCACCAAGUCGUCGCCGCCUAAAGUUGUCAAAGAUGACGAAGUGACUGCAGUAUCGCCACUGCAUGUGGCAGCGUCCGGUGGCCGUUCAACGUCAAAUUUACUUCAAUUACUGUUGGCGUUUCUUUUGAGUGCGGAUGCAAGUGAAGCAGCACAGAUGCUUGUACGUCCAAUGGGUCCUCGUGCUGAGACUCCACUCCAUGCUGCUCUAGCAGCGGGAGCGGCUGGAAACGCCUUGCUGUUGCUCUAUUCGUCGCGUGAGCUUCAAGUCCGCAGUCCUGCUGUGGGCCCAGUGUGUGCUCAAAUACUGGAGACGACCAACUCCUUAGGCGACUCGGCACUUCAUUUGGCCUGUUCAUGGCCUCACAGUGCUUCCAUGGGUCUCGUAUUGGAGUUGCUUCUUCAAGAGCAUGUGGAUACUGGAAACUGGAACAACGCUGGCUUGGCUCCUCUUCACGUGGCUCUGCGUGAGGAGUGUGAUGACUCGUUUAUUGAAUUGUUCACACGAUACCGACAGGAUUUAAAUCUCUGGACUGAAGGAAACACUUACGAAGAUGAAGACGGCGACUUUACCAACACUGGCGGUAGACCAAGUGCUAUAACCGUGAUAUCUGCGUGUCCACAGAAUCCUCUUAUGUUGGCUGUGGAGUCGGAGAAUGCUUCUGCCUUUCGCGCUUUGGUGCGAGGUGGGGCGCGUACUAGAGCUCUCAUGCCACGUGCUCGUAUUGGACUUCUACAGCUUGCUGUGCACUUCAAAGUCCGCGAUCCCGAACUGCUUGCGUGUCUACUUGACGACCCAGAGCUGGAGCAUUCAGCCCAAUCGGAUGUAGCUGAUCAGUGGGGGGUUAGUCCUCGAGAAGCACGGUCAAGAUUGAUGGAAGUGUGGAGAAAAGAGCGCAGUGGAGGUGACAUACAGGAGGCAUUUGGAGGCCGUCGACCAACAAAUACAGACAAGAACACAGAAGAAGAUCCGUUCGGGAGUCGGAAUCGACCUCCUCCGCUUCACCCGCUAUCAGCUAGUGGCGAACAGUUGGCAUACAGCUCCAUGUCCUCGGACUAUGCAUCAUCCAUUGAUUCCUCGACGCAGUCAGUAGAGACCAGAGCUCCCCCACCGCUUCGCAUCAGUGUUCCACGUCCUCCUGCAGAGUCAGUGCCAUUGGAGACAGCUCAGUAUCUUCGAGCUCUUCCACGACCCCCAACGUUGUCGCCAACCACUCUGGAAUAUCUUCGAGAAGAAGAGCAGGCGACCCUGACUCUAGUUGCUCAGGAGGCGCGUAAUGAGGCACAGGACUGGCUAGCCAAGCGUAUCGGCCAAAAAAAAUUGCUGUCGGAUGCUCAUGCUCAGCUACACAACGCUAAGAAGCACAGACGUACAGCAAGUGGCAGCAGUGUGAGUAGUACCAGAGACGAUCUAGAAGCAUCUUAUGAGUCUACGCAGAGUGAUCAACAAUUGCUGGAGGAGUUGAAGGCUGCUGCGGCUAAGAAAUUCAUUGAGAAACAUGUCGCUGAAGCCGUGGCCGAGGCGCGAUUGGCCAUUGAACGAGAGAAACAAACGAUUUUCCAGGAGACUGGACUAUACCCUGGAAUGACUUCAGUCUCCAAGAAGAGUAAGAAGAAGGAGGACGGGAGACAUCGAUCGCUAUUGGUUCGAGCUGCAAGUUCGACUACCGGGUCCAUGUUGCUACCUGCUUCGUCGGCAUCAGUGACGUCGGUCUCCAGCGAGGAAGGAAGCUCAACUCAACUGAGCGACGACAGCUACGGGAGCGCCAGUUUCUGGUGGUCUGAGCGUGGCACCACAUUCUUGAGCGACGAUAGUAAUCUCAGUUGGCUGUCGACUAGCAACCCGCGAGGAGGAACCGUGUUGAGUGAUCCUGCCUCUGGGAGGGGAAUGAUGCUUGAUGGGAGUUUUGAUCGCCGUCUGUCGUUUGCUUCUCGAAGCUUUCUGGACAAUGAAAUGUCAAGAGAGGAAGGCUUGAACUAUAGCGUCAUAGAUCCUGUGCAGUCCCGGGACCAGGAACUGGACCAACCAUCCUUCACACACGUGAUUUCAGAGCGAAAUGCAACGACGUGAGAGUGUCAAUAUACUGCAGUUUUGAGCGCAACUAUCGAAAGGACUCCCUCGCAGCUUGUUGGGCCUGAAUGAUCUGCUGGAUAAAUUCGUCAGAGAGAACGAUUUUGUCUUGCGCGCUGUUUUGAAGUUGUUGAAGAUACUGCACUGCGUCGGCUGAGCUAGCGGUUGCUCCGUAGUUCUCAAAACGCUCAUGUUCCUCCAACUCCGCGCGAACAUGGAUAAGUAGACGGUUAAGGUACCGUCGGUGAGCGACAGAGGCUCGUUGCAGCACAAAACUCAACUUGGACGGCUCGGGAGUAUCAGUGGGGGCUGGCAGGUUCAACGAAGAAGCAGGUGCCGGGGCAGGAGGAGGGGUACGUGGGGUACUUGGGAACGGUGGAGCCAACCCCUCCGGUGUUGGAGGGGCUUCAAUACCCCCUGGUUCGUCUCCAAGCUCUGCACUGCCCUUUUGGGCGAAACUAUCGCCGUCCUGAAUCUGCUGUUGCUGCUGGAGCUGAUGCUCAUGCAGUUUGGAGCCUGACAUUGUGAGGAAAACCUGAUGAGGACGUGCAAAGACACCGUGUUUGGGCUUACAGCGGAAGUAAUACCGUCCUUUGACGCUGCCAUCAUUCUUCCCGUAAGCUUCGUCCAGUUCAAUGCCCACCCAAAUCCCUUUCACGCCGAUAAUUUCACCCAAAAAUCUCACAAACCCGAACAGUUCUUUAUCCGGGAUGCACACACGAUCACCCACGUCCAGGUUGAAGCCCGCCAACGCCUGCACUUGCUGCACUGGAGUUGCGUCUCCAUCCACACUGGCAUUGGACGCUGAACCCGCGCCUUUCGUGGACUCCGCCACGUCCGAGGACACGAGCGCCUCGAGUCGCUUCUGAAUUUUAUAGUCGACCAUGCUCAUGACGACGAGCGCUCGCUUGGGGAAGAGUGUGUGGAAGGCCAAGAAAAGCUCAUGCGCCUGUGCUCGACAUGAGGAACUGGCGUCGUAUAGCGCGUGUUGCAGACCUUUCUCGAGCUGCUGCACGUCACUCUUGUCCAUCACGGGGCUCCACGAGACGAGUGCACGUCGAAGACAGGAGAUGCAGCAUAGUCGGAUGAGUUUGUUUUUGCUGUCUAGUAAAAUGUCCACAAAGAGUCGCAACGUAGCGCCUUUGAUCACCGUCUGCGUUACUACAGCCUCCAGGCACUCCCCGCAGUACGUGCCACAGACUUUGUUGCCACUACCACGAACCUCCACGAGUGUGGGCAACACUUCGCGCAGAAACGGAGCCAUAGCGUCGCGCGUGACGCGUGAGAUGGUCGUGAGCAGCGCACAGACUUCCUUGACGAUCUGAGAGCGUAGAUCUUGUACCAUUCCUUUGAGCGGCCGCAGCGUCUUCCACACGUCUGUACUGAGACUGGCAGCCACAGUGCCGGCCGGUGGAUUUUUCUCCAGCUGCUCAAAGGCGCGCUGCAUCUCGCCCAGCGCCGCCAUGCGCUCUUGCCAGUUCUCAGUGUUGCGAGCCACGCGAUCCAUCUCGCGGGCCAGCAGCGUCACCAGCGUCUCCUGUCACAAGAGCGUUAGAGAGAGGGGGCAAUGAGAUAAAACGCACAUAGAGAGAGAGCAGUGGGGAGCGUGCACACCUUGCUCAUGGCCACCGAUUGACAGGGAGCAGAACGCCAAGACACUUGGCUUCAAGCCACGAACGUCUUGUAUCCAACUGAGUUUUACUCACUCGAAAUUUUACGCUAAGUUUCAAGAAAUGUUAGCGUUAGCAUAAAUUUUGUACAUUAAAAAUUCAAGAUGCUCUUAUU
This is a messenger RNA of Phytophthora nicotianae INRA-310, 6881 nucleotides long. RefSeq lists its product as hypothetical. Lineage: Eukaryota; Oomycota; Peronosporomycetes; Peronosporales; Peronosporaceae. Bases 84 to 5096 code for a protein of 1670 amino acids. The transcript has 2 exons. The record is from RefSeq and is a predicted model, not a curated record. Gene Ontology annotation, molecular function: protein binding.